Molecule: messenger RNA, 2283 nt
Organism: Leishmania major strain Friedlin
Lineage: Eukaryota; Euglenozoa; Kinetoplastea; Trypanosomatida; Trypanosomatidae
Product: putative DNA polymerase eta
Exons: 1
Coding region: 1-2283 (760 amino acids)
Biological process (GO): error-prone translesion synthesis; response to radiation
Cellular component (GO): replication fork; nucleus; site of double-strand break
Molecular function (GO): damaged DNA binding; DNA-directed DNA polymerase activity
Source: RefSeq, a predicted model, not a curated record
AUGGCACUUCUCCCUACUUCUUUGCCCGGUGCGGAUCCGAUGCGGUGCAUCGCGCACAUGGACAUGGACUGCUUCUACGCUCAGGUGGAGGCGGUGCGCCUCGGCGUGGACUGCCGCGUGACGCCUCUCGUGCUUUCUCAGUGGGGCAGCCUCAUCGCGGUGAACUACCCGGCCCGUGCGCGUGGGGUGAGGCGGUUCAGCAACGUGUCGGAGGCACAGGCACUGUGCCCUGGACUCAUUGUUGCGCUUUCACCCAGCUAUCGCAUGGGCGAGGCUGUGAGCCAGUACCACCCGCAUCCCGUGCAGGACUCCUACAAGCUAUCUCUAGAGCCGUACCGGCACGCGAGCCGACAGAUCUUCUCGAUCCUCGCUGCAACUCCCGGAGUACAAGUUGAGAAAGGCAGCGUGGAUGAGGCGUACGUUGACGUGACGGAGGCGGCGCGACGGGAACUGGCGGAGGUGCGCGCUGCCGCCGCGGGUGCCUCGCUGGACCCGCUGGAGGACGUGAUGGAGCCGUCGACGCGGCUGAUUGAGGACCGGCGCGCGGAGAUGGAGGCGUGGCUCAGCGCCCGCGGGACGUCGCUGGCUGCUGUGUUCGACGAGCCGAUGCGGGCCCUGGUGCGUGGCGAGUGCGGGGCUGAGCUGGAGGGAAGCCGCGCCUUCUGCGUUGGCGCGGACGACGCUGCGUACGCGGAGCGGUGCCUGCUGCUGUGCGCUGCAUCGCGCGUUGUGCACCGGCUGCGGCAGCGCAUCUACGCGGAGCUGCACUACGACUGCUCUGCUGGGAUUGCGCACAACCGCGUGCUUGCGAAGUGCAUCAGCGCGACGCACAAGCCGAACCAGCAGACGCUGCUGCUGCCUGACCGGAGUGCGAGUGCGCUGUUUGAGCUGCCGCUGAGUGGGCUGCGCGGGUUUGGUGGCAAGCUCGGCGCCGCUGUGAGCGCUGUGUGCGGCGGUGUGACGGAGUGCCGCGAGGCGUGGCUUGUGCCGCUUGCGCAGCUGCGCAAGCUUGACGGGACGUGUGAUGUGGGCGACGGCGAGGAUGCUGAGGGUGACAGGGAGGGGCGAAAACGUCGACCAAUAGCCAGGAAACGGGGGCGCGCCGCCUCGGCAUCUCUGGAGAGGGACCUUCAAGGCUUGGUCGCACACACCACAUCGCUGUACGUCUUCUACCGCUUGCGCGGCCUGGCCGAAGACACAAUCUUGAACCGCCCUUUGUCCAAGACCAUCAUCGCGUCCAAGAACUUCGGGCGCAUCACCACCUCCGUGGAGAUGGUGCGGCGCUGGAUCAUCGUCUUGACUAGCGAGCUGUGCUCCCGCUACGAGGAGUUCACCGCUCUAUACCAGAUACGAGGGCGCAGCUUCAACAUCAAGCUCGGCAAUGACGGGUUCCGGAGUACGGGCGGUCUGUCAAGCCAUACCGUCGCGCUACCGGAGGCCAUGCAGCCGGACAUACUGGCCGCGGUGGCCAUGCGGGAGGUGCAGGCGGUGUUCCGCAACAAGCCGGGCGCCGCAGCGGACUCCGUAACCUUGACGAUCGGCGGCUUCGUCUCGGACGGCACCGGGGCAACUGGCUCUGUGGCACCUCUCGCUGCCACUCCUGGCAACCGUACUAGUGCUGGUCAGCGGCUAGCCGCGCGAGGGCAUCUGCGCCAGCAGACGCUCCUGGCUUCCUUCUUAGCCGCUUCAGCUGCUGACGGCGGGGCUGCUGGUGCAAUGCAUCAGCGGAGCGGCGGUAACGUGGCGGAGGUGCUCAGCAGUGAUGGGAGCGGGCUGGACGACUCCGACAGCAACGGAUCCGUGCACAUCGAGGACGAUGCCGUUAUCCUCUCUCUCUCCUCACAUAGUAUGAGCUCCAACAGUGGCGACAUGAGCACCGUAGUGCUGAUCGACCGAACUCCUCCGCUGCCUGAGCGUGAUGUCGUGCCAGAGACGCGCUGCGUGGCUAAGGUGCGGGCGCUGGAUGUGUGCAAGAGCUCGCCAUGCGAGGCAGCAGGCGCAGCAUCACCACCACAAACGCCGCACCUCUGCUCCCCGCUCCCAGCUGGCAAGGCAGCGACUGAGGAGAGCCAAGGGGAGAGUCGCGAUGCUACCGAGUAUCAUGAAGAGCACCAACGCCAUCUUGGAGGCCACCACCACAUUGUACCACAGCCGCCGCGAUCAGCACUGGCACUGCCAUUUUUAACAGCACCUCCAUCAUCGCCUGCGCCUGCCAACACUGUCGAAGUGGUCGAAGACAACGGCGGUGUGGAGGGCGACGAUGGUGUAACGAUCAUCGACUGA